AUGGAUGAGCCUGCGUCAAAGAGACGUCGGGUCUCACCACGCAUUUCUUCUGUCAACAACAGCAGCAGCAGCGACGCGACGUCGACACCGUCAAAGCCCGCAAGAGCUCGGAUAGCCCGCCCUCUGGACGAUGCAACCGCGAGAGCUAAUGAAAUUCGUCAUCCGCCGCAGGGCUUGGCCAAGACACGACCCGCAGCGACAGGAUCACAGCGGGCUGCGUCUUCGAGCGACAAAGAGGCAGGAGAAGCUGCUCACGAACCAGCCACCGCUCCUACGCCAGCAGCGAGUGGUACAGCAGCGAGUGGUACAGCGCAAGGCACGAAUGGGGUCACGUUGAGCUCUGGGUCGCUGCCGUCUUCUCAACACUCCAGCGACGUUAUGCCCAAUAUACCUAUAAGAUCGCCUUUUAAACCGAGACCACGGCCGCUACCUCCACCUGCGCCUGAAGGAGACGAUGAGGCGGAUUCGUUCUUGGGCAGAAGACAGCGACGAUCACCAAAUACAGGCCGGCCCCUUUUAUACCCAGAGCCCGAGCUGCCGCCAUCGAUCCCAGACGCCAUUUCUUUCACACCACCGAAAGGCAUACACAGCAGUCCGUCACGAUGGAGAGACAAGCCUAGAACGAAACAUGACUCUCCUUUGAAGCCCUCGAAAAGCCGUCCCCUUGAAAAGCCUGGCAAGAAACCUGGGCUGCCAAUGCAUAGUUUCGAGCUACCGGGGAAGGAAAGCGAAAGCAGUAUACAAGAGCCUUCUUUAGACGACAAAGCCCACCCGGCUCGCCAGGUCCCAGCGUUUGAUCCAGAUGGAGAAAAGAAAAAGGAAAAACUGGCUUUGGACGAAGAGAUUGCGAAAUUGAAGCGAGAUCUGCAGAUUGUGAGCAAGGAAAACGAUCGAAUUCGGCUGAUGCAGACUUCUGGCCGAAUCUUGAGCUUUGCAGAUGAAGAAGAGGUAUUCAAUGUGGUACGGCGGCAUCUCGUGGACUCUGAAACACAACCUCCGCCGCCACCAUCGCAACAGCUGUUAAAGGCAGCUUUAAACCCUGCGGCAUUACUACCCUUUGGGAGGGCGACUCCCGUUAUCGCCACGACAGAAGAUGAAGUCAAGAUAUCAGAUAUCAAGUCGCACCAUCCCAUAAAAAUGACAGCAGAGGAAGAGCUGCCGUAUUUGCAGCUGUUUAGCCCAUUCGACGUCACAUCGACUGUGGCUAUCUUGCACUCAGAUGAGGAACAGCCUUUGCGACAACGGCGUAUCAUGACUUUCAGGUCAAAGGAUGCGCCUGGACUUUUUACCUCCAAGGUUGAGAUGGUGGUGAAUGCAAUGAAUUCCAGCAUCAUGGAGCUGAAGGUUCCUUCCUUGGAGCCUUCAGCAAGGGCUGAGCUGGGACCAUUCGUCACCAAGUUAUGUGAGGGCGAUUGCAACAGGAGCAUGCAGCGUAACAUCGGGAUACUCUCAUGGGCUAUGGGAGAAUGGUACCAGGCUGCAGUUCAAAGGGCGUAUCUAUGGUCUAAAUUGGAUCGCGAGCUGGCCUCCAAAGGAGAAUUCCUGCAGGCCAUUGCUGAGGCGCGGAAGAAGAAGCCGGCGCGAAGGGCAGCAGCCGAAGAGCUGGAAAAGGAAGCUCAUUCAGCGUCUACCCCAUCUUUUAAAAAGGCUGAUUUGGUUCAUUUCAUGGGUCAGCAGGCGUUUGAGUUUGAUGUUCCGUCGAAGAAGCGAUCAGACCCUACAUCAUCGGUACGGCUAGAGUGGAAGAUUGAUUUCGAUUGGAUUGGGGAGGCGCAAAAUAAGGUGGCUGUGAUGAUUGGCGUACCAGGCAAAUGGCGAAAGGCGGACCAACGGGGUGUGCUGGGGAAGCUUCCAAAACUGUUUGAAGAUCUCGUAGAGGGCGGGCAGGACCCAUCCCUCGCUGUGAAGACUAUUGUGGCAUUAGUUGUAGGAGAGCAAUGA
Messenger RNA from Trichoderma gamsii, 1941 nucleotides. RefSeq lists its product as hypothetical. The coding region runs from base 1 to 1941 and encodes 646 amino acids. The record is from RefSeq and is a predicted model, not a curated record. Lineage: Eukaryota; Fungi; Ascomycota; Sordariomycetes; Hypocreales; Hypocreaceae. The transcript has 2 exons.